This is a messenger RNA of Populus trichocarpa (black cottonwood), 502 nucleotides long. Its product is annotated as stress-response A/B barrel domain-containing protein HS1. The coding region runs from base 15 to 344 and encodes 109 amino acids. Gene Ontology annotation, biological process: pollen tube adhesion. The record is from RefSeq and is a predicted model, not a curated record. Lineage: Eukaryota; Viridiplantae; Streptophyta; Magnoliopsida; Malpighiales; Salicaceae. The transcript has 2 exons.
GAGAUACUGUUGUCAUGGAAGAAGCAAAGGGAGUAGUGAAGCACGUAUUGCUGGCAAAAUUCAAGGAAGGAAUCCCAUCUGAUGAAAUUGAGAAACUCAUCAAGGGUUAUGCUAAUCUCGUCAAUCUCAUCGAACCCAUGAAAGCUUUCGAAUGGGGCACAGACGUGAGCAUUGAGAACAUGCAUCAAGGUUUCACCCAUAUCUUUGAGUCUACCUUUGAGAGUAAAGAGGGCAUUGCAGAGUACAUAGGUCAUCCAGCUCAUGUUGAUUUUGGCGGCCUCUUCUUGCCUGCUCUGGAGAAAGUCAUUGUGUUUGACUACAAGCCUACUGUUGCUCGCUUCUAAAUUGUUGGACUUAUGGGCAUCCAACAUUCCGCUGCUGUAUUAUAAAGAAAUAAAUAAAUCCUGCUGUUGUGGUCUCCCAAGGAUUUGAUUUCGGCUUGUUUUGUGGAAUUGCUAAUCUGAAUUCAAUGACAUUCGAUGGUGUUGAGCCCUUUUGCUUU